Molecule: messenger RNA, 1134 nt
Organism: Sordaria macrospora k-hell
Lineage: Eukaryota; Fungi; Ascomycota; Sordariomycetes; Sordariales; Sordariaceae
Biological process (GO): RNA processing
Cellular component (GO): nucleus; ribonucleoprotein complex
Molecular function (GO): RNA binding
Source: RefSeq, a predicted model, not a curated record
AUGAGCGACACCACCGCCAACACUGAGGCUGCGCCUGCCGUUGCGCCUGCCGUCGAGAAUGUUCAGACCGAUGUCCAAACCGAGGCCGUAGAGGCCCCCGUCGCUGAGACUGCCCCCGCCGCCGAGGAGGCGCCCAAGACCGAGGAUGUCAGCAAGGAGGAGGAGAAGAAGCCCGAAGCUACCAAGUCUAUCGACCGCGCCGAUUUCAAGAACAACCGCAAAUACGAUCCCUCGACCCAGCCCGUCACUGACGAUCCCAACAAGAUCCGCAACCAGGUCGAGUUCUACUUUAGCGAUAGCAAUCUCCCCACCGACAAGUUUAUGUGGGAGACGACCGGAGGCGUCGAGAACAAGCCCGUUUCGCUCAAGACCAUUUGCAGCUUCAAGCGCAUGCAGAUGUUCCAGCCCUACUCGGCCGUCGUCGCCGCGUUGAAGGAGAGCGACCUCUUGGAGGUGUCUGGCGAGGAGGGCCAGGAGAUGGUCAAGCGCAAGAAGGCGUACACUUCGUCCACUGAGGCGCAAAAGGCCCGUCUGGCUGCCAGUGUUUACGUCAAGGGUUUUGGCGAAGAGACCCCGUCCACUCAGUUCGAUAUCGAGGCUUUCUUCACCAAGUUCGGUCAGGUCAACCUCGUGAAGCUGAGGCGCAAUGAGGAGAAUAUGUUCAAGGGCUCCGUCUUCGUUGAGUUCAAGACCGAGGAGCAAGCCAACAACUUUGUUGCCCUGAGCCCCGCCCCCAAGUGGCAGGAUCAAGAGCUCGUCAUCAAGAAGAAGAAGGACUACCUGGACGAGAAGACCCAGCUCAUCAAGGAGGGCAAGAUGGAGCCCGGUACCAGCAAGAAGAAGAUCUUCUUCGAGGGCAACAUUAAGGGCGCUGACCGUGGUCGUGGACGUGGCGGCCGCGGCGGCGGCGACUGGAAGUCGCGUCGUGACAACGACCAGAAGAACGGUUUCAAGGGUGGUCGUGGCCGUGGAAGGGGUGGCCGCGGUGGCCGUGGCGGCCGUGGUGGUCGUGACAACCGUGAUCGCAACGACAACAACAACAACAAGCGUGCCCGUGAAGAUGACGGAGACAAGACUGCCGAGCCCGCGGCGAAGAAGGUCGACACUAAGACUGAGGCUGCUGCGCAGCAAUAG